AUGUCCUAUGAAGAUAAAAGCAAGCUUACAAAGUUCACAGAACGCCCGAGUACCUCAAACUCCAUAAUAAAAAUGUGGGUUCUACUAGAGGGUGAUCUGAAUUCCGAUAAGUUGGAGGCUGACAUAUCCCAAGUCACAGACUUGGCUGAUUCUCAAGAACGAGUUCGAACCGUUAAAAAAUAUAGAAAUAACACUUCUAUUCUACCGGGCACUUGUUUACAAAAUCUGGUAAACGAUACAACGGCUAAGAACCCACUAAUUGUUCGUUACCCGCUCUUAAAAGAAAACGGACAUAAGCCGGGUAAAACUAAAAUACCACACAACACGGGUUCCUUAAAUUUGUUGCGAGAAGCCGUCGUAGAAAAAUUCAAGAAAUUACAAACAGAAAAUUUUUAUUUUUUUAAUGAUGGAACAAAAGAUGAGAUCUGGAACAAUUACCACUUUAAUGACUUAAUAUCUCAAACUGAAUUGAACGGUAAUUAUAAUCUUAAACUAAAAGUCAAAAUUGAGGAUAAAAAAUCUUAUAGUGAUUGGGAAUUAAAAGACGCAUUUAAGGAUAUAUUACAAAAAGAAUACGAUUCUCUAGAAGAUAUUCCAAAUUUUUGCUUGAAUAAUCUUCCCCCACUAGAUCACCCAUUUCCUGAGGUCGAAUUAACAAAUUUUGUUUGGGAACUUAAAAAAGCACUUAUUAAUUACAAUAAUGCAAUAAGUACUAAUGAAAUGACGUGUCGUACAUAUAUCAAUGCCUUCAUAACAACUGCCAAUAAACAUAUAAUACAACACGUAGAUAAGAAAUUAAGAUUAACCAAUGAAAUAGGUCCAGAUGGAAGUUUUGGGCAUGGUCCCACAGAUUACACGGUGAAAAUUGUUGAUAUUUUGGUGUUGAUAUGUGAAGCAAAGUCAGAAAAUAUGAAUAAGGGAUCUGCGAAGUUGAUAGCACAAAUGCACAGCGCAAUAGAACAACAAGUGAGGCGUAAAAAAGAACAACAAUUGGGUAAACGCAAGCGUGAGCAAAUGGAACCAAUAGUAUUUGGAAUCGUUACGACUGGAAAGUUGUGGCGUUUUUUCCGUUGGGAAGGAUCAUCGGAAAGUCGGCAGGUUCAAAUUACUGAAGAAUUUACUUGCAAUUUUAUUGAUACUAUGGAACCCGAAAAAAUGUUGAAUAGUUUGCCACUAAUGCUUCUAUUUACAAUUACGGAUGAAACACAAGAAAUGACAUGGGAGGAUAGAAUGAUGGGAGCUGAUAUCCAAACAAUUAAUAGGUCUUUAGUUACUAUAGCUACUUUGUAUGUAGUAAAUCCUGAAGAAGAACAAGAUGAUAAAGGUGGUGGUUGA
Messenger RNA from Diversispora eburnea, 1335 nucleotides. Lineage: Eukaryota; Fungi; Glomeromycota; Glomeromycetes; Diversisporales; Diversisporaceae. The record is from the annotation of a GenBank genome assembly.